Messenger RNA from Polychytrium aggregatum, 1013 nucleotides. RefSeq names its product tyrosine phosphatase-like protein. Lineage: Eukaryota; Fungi; Chytridiomycota; Chytridiomycetes; Polychytriales. Gene Ontology annotation, cellular component: endoplasmic reticulum membrane. Gene Ontology annotation, biological process: sphingolipid biosynthetic process; very long-chain fatty acid biosynthetic process; fatty acid elongation. Gene Ontology annotation, molecular function: 3-hydroxyacyl-CoA dehydratase activity. The record is from RefSeq and is a predicted model, not a curated record. Bases 32 to 826 code for a protein of 264 amino acids. The transcript has 6 exons.
UCCUGAUCGCCCCCCCCUCGACACUCCUGCCAUGGCCAAGAAAGACGCUUCCAAGCCCGCUGCCGCCGCCGCCGCCGCCGCCGCACCUGCCGAGUCGAACCCUGCUGCUGCUGCCCCCAAGGCUGCCAAGAAAGUCUCCGGUCCCAUCAAGUCAUACCUCAUCGCCUACAAUGCCAUCAGCUUCGUUGCCUGGGCCGUCGUUCUUGGCAGAGUCCUUCUCUCGGUGGUGCUGAACCUGCACUACAAAAAUGCCUGCGCGGACACCUUCCCCCUGCUUUCGAUCGUGCAGACUGCGGCUCUCCUUGAGGUCGUCCAUGUCGCUCUGGGCUUCGUUCGCUCUGGCCUUUCCAGCACUGCCAUGCAAGUCGCCUCUCGUCUCCUCAUCGUCUGGUUCGCCUUGUACAAGUACGACGUUCCUCUGGUCUACGAAAACAUCGGCUUCACCGUCAUGGUCAUCGCCUGGUCUCUGUCCGAGCUGGCUCGCUACUCCUUCUAUGUUCUCAGCCUCUUGGAGAUCCCCAACCCAACCGUGACCUAUGUUCGCUACUCUGCCUUCCUGGUGCUCUACCCCAUUGGCGCCGUUGCCGAGCUCUGGAUCACUGUCAUCUGCAGCACCAUCAUCCGCAAGUCCCCCGAGAUCUGGCCCAAGAUCCUCAACACCCUGAUCAUUGGUCUGUGGCCCGCCGGUCUCUACAUCAUGUACAACCACAUGAGAGCCCAGCGCAAGAAGGUUUUGGGCAUCAAGGACGACGACGAGCCCCAGUCUGCUGCCUCCCAGAGCCUUGCCAGCAAGUACGGAAAGACUCAGUCCAAGAAGGAUUUGUAGUCGCCGCGGCCGUGCUCUCUCAUCUCUAUCGUCUUCUCCAGCUGUUUCCGUUCUGUAUUGCGUGUUUAUGAUUCAUCCUAAUGGCUCCUUGAGGUUUAUCUCUGCCACUUGAAUGAUGGACGGACCUGUUGCCGUUGUAGCUGCAUCUAUCUGCUAUCUCCCCUUUCUGCGAUUUCCUUUCCUGUUC